GGAUUCCAGAGUAUAUUUGGUGAUGUGAAGCUUCGUUUGGACUCUUCCACAGGUGAAAUUGAUGUGACCCAUUCGCUCCUCCGGUCAUGUAAAUUUCCUGCCUCUGAACCCACGGAAAAGUGGGACCCUUGACACGACACUUUGCCGUAACGUCGUAGUCUCGUGGUCGCGAAUGUGCCCAUUUAUUAUGCCCGCGCGAGCUUCAUGGAUCCAUCUGGAUACUGUGUGAUCGAGCUUCGAUUUCCCAGCUUACUACAUUAGAAGGCCGAUGGACUCAGCCUUAUCCAUUCGGUGAGAAAGGCCUUUAACCUGCGUCAAUCUCAAUGUCAGCUCCUGCCCUCUCGCCUCGUUUGCUGGAAAAUCAGGACUCCUGUUGAGUGAAUCUCGCUUUCUUUCAGCGGAAUCCGAGACGCUUUUGAGAAUUCAGAUAGGACGAUCCAGGGCUCAUCUUGAACCAUUCUUCGGGGUCGCUGGCAGGUGCUACUCAUUGACAACUUUCGAGCAACUGGCAUUUCUUCUUGACCAGACUUCCAGUAAAGUCGCGAAAAGCUGGCUCGACCUGUUGCUCAUCAAUGAGACAGACACACACAUGCAGUUUGAACUUUGAGUUCUGGGUAGAUCAGUGCAUCUCGACGAAGAGGGAAUUCAUUACAGGGCAAUCAGAAGUGACAGGACGGAUUGUCGUGAUCAGUGGAGGCAACCACUUCCGAUAUCCCCAUCCUUCACGUCGUUCUGUGUCGAGCCCCAGUUUAGAUUCUUCCUGCUGUAGUCCCCACCGAGUUGUGAGGUCAAACCCGGCACUACCAAAACUUGCAUCCAAAAGAUGUAUUGACUUUCCACUGUGAUAUUAGAGAAAGUUGAUGCUGUGGUCGGGUUCUGCUUUCUAUAUAUAGGUUCUGCUUCGUCUCGCUGUACGAGCAGACUCAGAUAUUAGAUCUCCACAUGACUCCAUGAACAUGGCACGGUCCAAUUCCAUCAGCUCGUAUACUUUCAAUCAUGUAUGGUAUCAGAUAUUGUCUGUACAGCAGACUGUUGGGAUGCCUAAGAUGAAACGGGAUUAUCUUCCCAUUUCUUCGCAUGGAACUGUACGACGAGAUUCGGAAGUUUACAGUUGGACGUACCCUAGCUG
Molecule: messenger RNA, 1129 nt
Organism: Marchantia polymorpha subsp. ruderalis
Lineage: Eukaryota; Viridiplantae; Streptophyta; Marchantiopsida; Marchantiales; Marchantiaceae
Source: the annotation of a GenBank genome assembly